Malania oleifera is the source of this 2758-nucleotide messenger RNA. RefSeq names its product protein ecdysoneless homolog. Lineage: Eukaryota; Viridiplantae; Streptophyta; Magnoliopsida; Santalales; Ximeniaceae. The record is from RefSeq and is a predicted model, not a curated record. Bases 286 to 2253 code for a protein of 655 amino acids. The transcript is spliced from 6 exons. Gene Ontology annotation, cellular component: nucleus.
GAACUCAGCCGUGAACCCGUUUUGCCACCCCUACUCUUCCCUCCGUCCUCUCCAUAUGCUAGAACAUCCAGCAGAGAGUUCGAGAAAAAUUCACGAACGGCUCUGCUCUGGGGCGCUUGCAGGCUUCUCCCUCCGACGCUGCUUAAGGGGCGUCCAUGUCCACAUCUCAACUUCAUCUUCAUCUUCAUCUUCAUCUUCAUCUUCAUCCUCUGCAGAUAAGUUCUCCAUUUCACUUCUAGCUCUCUAUUGGUUUCUGGUUUUCAUUUUCUUUGUUUUGAUUUGGCUAUGGAUGCCACCGACUCCUCCUCAUCCAUCUUCUCCUUGAAAAACUCCCGACUCCCCGACGACACCGUUUUCUUCUCCAUAUUCCCCGACUUCUCCCUCCCUAAUUCCGCUGCCGACGCCUCUCAACUGUCCUCCCUCCUCCAGUCUCUGCACCUCCAAAUCCUCCAGGCAGUCUCCCCCUACACCACCUCCUACAUAUGGCAGCACGAACCCUUCACUCUUUACCUUUCCUCCCACCCCCAAUCCUCCUGCUUCUGCUCCGCUCCCAUCCCCCACUUCCACGGAAAGCUCCGUUUCGGAGACAACCUCGAGGACGAGUGGUUCCUCGUCUUUCUCCUUUUCCAAAUCUCCCGCGCUUUCCCAUCUCUCUCCAUCAAAGUUUGGGACACCGACGGCGAGUUCUUACUCAUUGAAGCAGCCUAUCAUCUUCCUCGCUGGGUCAAUCCCGAUAACAGUUCCAAUAGGGUUUUUAUAAGGUGCGGGGAUCUUCAUAUUGUUCCAAAAACUCGCAUUUUAAACCCAAGCUUGCUGGAUUCGCUGUCAUUUUUGGUGAAUUCUGGUGCUGAAGCGAGAGCCUCUGAUUCGGUUCAGUUGGCGGUGAAGAAUCGGAUAUCAGAGCAUCCAGAUAGAGCUAAGAGGAAUGUGCAUCGAGUUAGGGUUAGGGUUCCUGUGUCGGUUGCUCAUGUAUUGAAGCAUGAACCGUGCUUAAUUUCACUUGCUGUUGAGGGUUUUUAUGACCGUGAUAUUGAUACAAUGAAGUAUGCUGCAAAAAUGGAGAGGUUUUUGAGUGGUGGCAGUGGGGAAGAGCUGGUUCAAGUUUCAGUAAGGAUGUCGAGGGCUAUGUAUGCACAAUUAGUGCAACAGACAUUUCAGGCGCCCAAAUGUUAUCCGAUGCCAGCAAGGAGUGAUGGCGCUGCUUAUGUGGAGGCUGAACUGGGAAUGAAAAUAGCAUGUGGGUUUGAGAUGAUGUAUCAGCAGCGGCGGCAGGAGGGGUUGGAGGGGAAGGGGAGUGCUUGGGAUGCGUUCAGAGAGAGUUUGGAGAAGAGUGGGUAUUUCGGGGGGCUACUACCUGGAUCAAAAGAGUAUAAGAGAUUGAUGGAGAAUGCGGAAGAGUACUACAGAAACAGUUCUUUAUUUUCUAGAUCCAGUGAAAUGAUGAGUGCUCCGGUGAGGCGCAUAGAUGAGAUUCUUGCUCUACCCUAUUCGUCCAAUGAUUUUAGGCCUAAGGAGCUUCCUCCUUCAGAUGAUGAUUCUUGGCUUUAUGGUGGGGAAGAUGAGUUGAAUUCUGCUCUUCUCGAGAGGCAAAAAGAGAUGGAACAUUAUGAAUUGAAACAUAAAAAGAAACAGAAAUCAGAAGAGCAGCAGGAUCCUAAGAAUUCUUCUGGCACAAAUCUGGAUGAUUUUGAUCUUGGUGAUAUAGCAAAGAGCAUGCAAUCAUUUGUACACAAGAUAUCAAGCUACGAGGGAGCAGAAGUUCCUGAGAACAGGAACCCAAAAGGGGUGGACUUUGAUAUGGACCGUUUUAUGAAAGACAUUGAAUCGGUAGUGGGGCAUCCAGGCUGUGAAGAAACUGGGAGUGCUGCUGAUAUCGAAGAAGGAUCUUCAUCUGACAUGGAUUUUGAUGGGUCCGAAGAUGGGAGUGAUUUUGCAGAGCCUUCUGAUCAUAAUGGGGAUGGAGAGGAUGCUUUCAUGCAUUCCUAUUCUGAUGCUUUAAAUGACGAAUUGAAGGCCACCACCCUAAAGAAAAGUUUUGUUCGUGCCAAUGAGCAACCCGCCAAGGGGAAUGAGGGAUCAUCGAACGCCACCCAAGACAUGGGUGAGGACUUUACUCCUGUAGAUGUGGAUGUAAACCUUGUGAAAAGCUUUCUUGAAUCCUUUUCUUCUCAAAAAGGACUUCCUGGUCCUGCUUCCAAUUUGCUGGGACUCAUGGGUAUACAGCUACCGCAAGACGCCAGCAAGGACAAAUGAUCAUGGUUCCAUAAUUUUGUGAGAUGAGGAUGGGAAGAUUGGAAAGAGAAAUCAUGAAGAGUGCAAGUCACCCCCCUCUUAAACCAAACAAGGGGAGAAGAGGAGGAUGUAGGUGCUAAGUAGAAGUAGUAAACUGCAGGAAGAGGAGAAGAAAGGGGGGAAGAGGAUUUGCAGAGCAGACAAAGAAAAGGAAGAGAGAUAGUAUUACAAGUUUGGGAUUAGCAGAAAGUUUUGACAUCUCACCAACCCUGACUAUAAAGAAAAAUGACAAGUCUAAUGUAGGUGAUGAAGAAUAUCAGUUUAAGUUAAAAAAUUAAACUUGCUAUAUCAAUCUGUCAGUUGGUUUGUUUUCUUAUGAACCUAAGGUAGUGUUUGGAAUCAGGGAUUUUGUGACUUGAAUUUGAAUUUGUAGAAUUUAAAAAAAAAAAUGUAUAAUCAUGUGUUAUAUAUAUUAUCUAAAUUCAUACAAAUUAAAUUUAAGAUUUGAAAAAUUCAUAUUCUGAAA